AUGGCAUCUAAUUCCAGUGCCUCCUCGAGCUCGUUUUCGUCAGCAGCCGAAGGAAUCACCGGGGGUUAUACUGGCGACAGCCUUACGAUCAAAGUCCUGAUCGCAUUCUUCCUCGGUCUGUCGUUGUAUAACGCUGUCGAGUUGCAAGUUCUCAUAUUCGGUACCUUCAAAAAGUUCAGGGGCCUUUACUUCUGGAGUCUGCUCAUUUCCAGCAUAGGCAUUGUGCCUUACUCAAUAGGCUUCCUCUUCAAAUACUUUUUGAUCCUCAAGCACCAAAAAUGGUUCUCCCUGCUGCUCCUGAGCAUCGGCUGGUAUCCCAUGAUUACGGGCCAAGCAGUGGUCUUGUACUCGAGACUACACCUCUUGUUGACAGGCGGAAGGCGAGACAAGAUUCUCAAGUGGACCAAGUGGAUGAUCAUCGUGGAUGCGAUUUGUUUGCAUAUACCGACUACGGUCCUGACCAUCGGAUCAAAUAUUGAUACGCAUACCGAGGCGUUUGUGGAUGGAUAUAACGUUAUGGAGAAGGUUCAGAUGUGUGGCUUCUUUCUUCAGGAAGUUAUUCUGUCGUCGAUCUAUAUCAUCGAAGCCAUUCGCAUACUUCGCUCCUCGGUGCAAAUGAAUACUAAGAGGCUCAUGUAUCAACUGCUGGCAAUCAACGUCUUGAUUAUCACACUGGAUCUGGGGUUAUUGGGUCUGGAGUGCGCCUCGCUCUACAUCCUCGAAACAAUCACCAAACCCGCCUUUUAUUCAAUCAAACUUAAGCUCGAGUUUGCCAUUCUCGGGAAACUGGUCGAUUUUGUCGGUGGAAAGAACUCAUCACUUCCGUUUGCACCAGAAGAGAAGCGGACCUCUUCUGCCCUGGAUGGGGGGACCGACAUCUCUGAAUUUGUGGAUCUAACGAAGGUCUGCACUGACGUUACAAGGACAUCUCAGCGAAGGCGGCCCAAGAGUGGCAGCAGGCCCCAUACCCAGGACCCAGACCUCGACUUGGAGAUUGCCAGGCUGGAGCACGUGGAGACACUUCCGUCAGAGACAAGGAUACCCAACGGAGAUUUUGCGUCUGCAAGGUAG
Messenger RNA from Fonsecaea multimorphosa CBS 102226, 1071 nucleotides. RefSeq lists its product as uncharacterized. Lineage: Eukaryota; Fungi; Ascomycota; Eurotiomycetes; Chaetothyriales; Herpotrichiellaceae. The transcript has a single exon. The coding region runs from base 1 to 1071 and encodes 356 amino acids. The record is from RefSeq and is a predicted model, not a curated record.